Molecule: messenger RNA, 2127 nt
Organism: Pelobates fuscus (common spadefoot toad)
Lineage: Eukaryota; Metazoa; Chordata; Amphibia; Anura; Pelobatidae
Gene: STAMBPL1
Product: STAM binding protein like 1
Exons: 12
Coding region: 590-1927 (445 amino acids)
Biological process (GO): protein K63-linked deubiquitination
Cellular component (GO): membrane; endosome
Molecular function (GO): protein binding; metal-dependent deubiquitinase activity; K63-linked deubiquitinase activity
Source: RefSeq, a predicted model, not a curated record
GGGAUCCACAUCCUUGGAUUGCAGACAUCAUUCUCCCAAGGUUGUCUGAUCCUUAGACCUGUGUGUUCUAUACACACCCAGCUCUCAAUCUGCUAUUCUAUAGAACCUUCAUGUUGCUGGAUAGUGUGUGGAACUCUCCAGCUGCUACAUAUGUCUUUUUCUCUAUCAACGCAAUCCUCUUGUAUUUAAAGGACCAGUAACCUGCACACCAUCAUCCUUCAGCCCAACAGAUUUUUUGUUGUUCUUUCUAUUUUAGGUAAACUACCCAAUACAUAAAUAUUGUAUAUUAUUUAAAAAUAGUACCCAGGGAAGAGGAGGGGUUGGUAACCCCCAGCUGUUGCAGUCAUUUGCUAUUGGGCUUUUUUUUUUUUUUGUCCUGGUUUUUCUUUCUCGAACAGUAAACAAAAAGCAGGAGCUGCAGUUGUUUCCAGCAAAGCCCCGUUCGUAUCAGAGUCACUGAUGAGAAGCCAAAGGAUCUGGGAGCCGAGCCUGCACCAGAUACUGCGCUGCCCAAGUAAAAACAGUACUGAGUCACUGCUUUGAUUCUCAACAAGAUGGGAGGUUUGUGAAGAUAGCUCUAUCCCAUCCUAUGGAAACUCAAGGCAGCAUGGAGCAACCAUUCAACAUAUCAUCUCUGAAACGUCUAACAGCCAUGCCGGACCACACGGAUGUGUCACUAAGCCCGGAGGAGCGUGUUCGUGCAUUAAGCAAACUGGGUUGCAAUAUUACUAUCAACGAGGACAUUACUCCACGGCGUUACUUCAGGUCUGGAGUGGAGAUGGAGCGCAUGGCCUCUGUGUAUUUGGAAGAAGGAAACCUGGAAAAUGCGUUUGUCCUCUAUAAUAAAUUUAUCACGUUGUUUGUUGAAAAACUGCCCGGCCAUCGAGACUACCAGAAAUACGAAAUCCCUGAGAAACAGGAUAUUUUGAAGAAAUUAAAGGAAAUUGCUUUCCCAAGAACCGAUGACUUGAAAAAGGAUAUUUUAAAGAAAUAUCAUUUGGAAUACCAAGAAUAUAUCCAUGGGAUUAACAAAAGAAAAGCAGAAUGUAUGAAAAAAAUGGAACAGCAGCAGCUCAUAGAAGCUGAAAGGAAACGUGUGGCACAGUUACGCCAGCAGCAGAUACAAAAUGAGCAAUUUAGCUUCUUUGAGGAUCAGCUUCGGAAACAAGACUUGGCGCGAGAUCAGCUGAAAAGCAAAGACUCCAAGGUGUCUGAGCAGAUUGAUGGAGGCAUGUCAUCUUGUAUCUCUUCUCCCAAAAGCAAUUCUUUAUGCAAUGCGUUGACGGGACAAUCUGGAAAAAAAGCUGGGAGAAAUGAUGCAGCCAUGUAUGCUGGGCAGUCUCCUCCGGUGAACAGGGCCUUAAGGCCGGCAGCUACAUUAAGUGCUGUACAGAAUGAAAUUGUAGAAGGCUUACGUAUUGUAGUUCUGCCCAAAGACCUGUCACAAAAGUUCUUGCAAUUGGCUGAUGUGAACACGACCAAGGGCAUUGAGACCUGCGGGAUCCUCUGUGGCAAACUGACACACAAUGAAUUCACGAUCACCCAUGUAAUUGUACCCAAGCAGUCUGCAGGACCAGACUACUGUGACAUGGAGAAUGUGGAAGAGUUAUUCAAUGUACAAGAUCAACAUGAUCUGCUCACUCUGGGCUGGAUCCACACCCACCCAACACAAACUGCUUUCUUGUCCAGUGUUGAUCUCCACACACACUGCUCCUACCAACUCAUGUUACCGGAAGCCAUUGCUAUAGUUUGUUCACCAAAGCACAAUGAUACGGGGAUUUUCCGACUUACAAACGCUGGUAUGCUGGAAGUAUCUGUAUGUAAAAAGAAGGGCUUCCAUCCACACAGCAAGGACCCGAGGCUAUUUAACACUUGCAGGCAUGUGAUUGUAAAAGAUGCAAAAAUCACUGUGCUGGACCUGAGGUAAUAGAGAUUGGGGACAGCUGUUCUCGCCGAUGAAAAUGGCUUCAAAAGUGGCUGCCAGUUUUCUUAAAAUCAUUUCCAGAAGUAAUAAGUGGACUUUUUACUAAUUUAUACAUUUUAAAUGUGAUGGUUUCAUAUUUAUUGCUCCUGCACAUUUUCUUUUGAAUUUUAUUGAAUUCCGUUAGUUGUUCAUAUAGAUCAAAA